Messenger RNA from Eupeodes corollae, 5985 nucleotides. Its product is annotated as folliculin-interacting protein 2. The transcript has 8 exons. The record is from RefSeq and is a predicted model, not a curated record. Gene Ontology annotation, molecular function: ATPase inhibitor activity; protein-folding chaperone binding. The coding region runs from base 1440 to 5408 and encodes 1322 amino acids. Gene Ontology annotation, cellular component: cytoplasm. NCBI's taxonomy places the organism in Eukaryota, Metazoa, Arthropoda, Insecta, Diptera, Syrphidae.
CAGACGCUCAGUUCAUGCGAAAAAAAAAUAGCCGCCAUAAUAAAAAUGGUAGUCUUCGCCUCAGUAAAUAAAAAUAAGAAAUUCUAUCGCUCGCUGCAAAAUUCGUUCUUUUCUUAAAAACAUUAUAAAACUCUUAAAUAAAAUAGUCAUUCAACAUAAAUAACAUCAAACUAGCUUUGAAUAGUUGUACAAUGUGACCUUAAAGUGCUUUGAAUAUCCUGAAAAAAAGACUGAUUUUUUACCAGAAAGAAAAUUUGCAAUUUGCAGCUCACAACUCACGAGACACGGGGAAAUUUUCAAACCAAAUAUCUCGGCACGUGAUUUCUCUUGCUCAAGUGUUUUGCUUUUAUUCGCAGUGAUGACGAUGUGUAUUUUUAUUGCUAAACGAUUAUCAGAUAAGCUUAAUAGAUCAAUGAACUGUCGCAUCACUGUUGUCGUCGGGUCUGUCGCUGUGGGGCCUGUGUAGUGUUUGGGUAGAAAAAAAGAAAACAAAUCGAUCGAUUUAAAUUUCAUCGAAAAACUGAAGUGUUAAAAAAGAUUCCAAGAGUGCAAAAGUGAUGACCUAAAACCAAGUGUUUUUUUUUUCUUUAUGCUGUCUUCAGUUCUGCUCAGUUUCGUCAAUUAAGAACCAAAGUACGACAGAAAAAGCCGAAUCGACUUAUUUUGUUUUUGCAUAACGAUGCGUCAGUGGUAAACAUAAACAAAUAAUCGCAGCGCAGUGGAAACGGGUGCGACGCGACGCGACCACAUAGCUUAUUCUUCUUAAGUCACUUGAGAACCUACUUAGUUUAGUGGUUGCUUUAGCUUCAAGCGAGCAAGAGCAACAAUUUUUGCGCUUAAAGCAUAGAUAGCGAGCGAUUCGACAUAGACAUCGUUGGGUAACUCAUUUGUUCUUCAACCUUGCUGUCUCGGUUGUUUUUGUUUCCUUCUCGAAUAUGACUCGAUUCCCAUGAGGGUCGUUUCUCUGUGUUUUUCUUCUUUUUCUGGUGUGUCUAUUUUAUAAUUAUUGCACAAAUGCAAAUAGAAUCCUUAUUAUUGGGUUUAUUGGAACUAGAACCCAAACUAAACAAAAAGUGCGAUUGAGAUUAUUGAAUGAUUGAAAUGUCAUGUCAUCGGGCGGAACACAAAGAGACUAAAAUUGUCGAGUGUCGAGACGGAGACCGAGAAACAAAAAAGGAAAGUGAUUUUUCAGCAAUAGCAGACUCGAUUUGUUGGUGCAAACAAAUACAUAAGUCAAUACCAAAAGGGUAAAAGUGAUGAUCGAAAAUUUGUAUUUGUCUUUGUCGUCGUGUUCUUUUUCGUGGUCGUCAUUGCCGUCCGGUCCGCUUGUGUCGUGCAUCUGCAUUCCCAAUGCAGGUGGACAAUAAAAUCAAUUUAAAGUUCAUCAAGUGUACGCCACCCAAUUUAUGUUGGAUUAAUACAAAUAAAAACACCGUGCUAUGGCACUAUUUAAUAAACUCUUCUUCCCAUCAUCGUCGUCGUCAUCAUCGCCGGCGUCGACGCCAUCUACAAACAACAAUAACAAAAGAAAUAACAAUCAAUCGUUUCAUUCUAAAAACUAUAUCAGCCAAUUCCCAUUUGAUGCCGGCCAAGUGCGUGUGCUUUUGUUCAGGGAGUGUGAUAGUCGUGGCAGGCGAUUGCUUUUCGAUUCAAAUGCCUUACAAAAAGUCACACUAAAAGAUUUCGAAAUAAGACUCAGUACUGCCCAUAAGAUAAUCGAUGAAAAUAUAAGUGUAAAUUCAGAUAUUAAUUCUGGAAAACAUCAAUUUAAAAGCCAAUCGAAUGGAUAUGUUGAAGCAGCCGAUGGUUGUUUAUAUAAACACAACCGUCCGAGUAUGGCGGAUAUACCCACAGUUGGUGAAAUGGUAUUUGGAGCAUUGGCCAUGUCAUUUCGUGGGACUGCUCUUAAAGUACACUGGCUGAGAUCACCACCUCGUAUGUUGUGUUCCCAAGUUUUUCUCUCACCAAUGAAUAACAUAGCAAAUAGUGCAACACCUCACCAUGUAUCAGCUGGUCACUUAACGCCAAGAAACUCAAUAACCAGCGAUCAUAGUUCUGUUGAUGGAUUUUCGAUGAAUUCAUUUUCGAUGCUCGGUGUGGAUCGAAAAAAUUCUGAUAUUUCAGAUAGAAUCGGUGAUAAAUUCACGAAUCCUCUAGAUGUGCCCGACGCCAAUGUCAACUUAACCGCCAAACGUUAUUCGGCCACAUACAGUACAGGCGAUUCGGGUUAUAGCGGUGGAACUACAUCGAAUGACCAGUGGACAAUUACAACUGGAAGCCUGUCGUAUCAGUAUUCAAAUCGAAGUAGCUUAGGUUCAGUGAUAUCCGAUCCAGAAUCAAUGCGAAAAUUUAGUCUCGACUCGUCGUAUUUAGCAUCGGCAACACAAAGCAGCAAUAUGUCCAGUGAUGGCAGCUUACAAAGACGAAUCUCUCGGAAUCUCCUAACGUCCUUUGAGAAUCAGAAUUCUUUGAGUGAUUUCAUUGGUUUCUUGAGUGACAAUAACUUCCAUAGUACUCCGCAGACAGGCGGAGGCAGUGAGGGUUGUGUAGCUCCGCAAAAUCGACGAUGCAGUGUGGCAAAUGAAAGUCGUAGUAAUCCUGAAAUUGGACGUCGUCGUGAAAUGGCUUAUGCGCACAAAAUGAACCGACGCCCAAGGCUUGGCCUUGCAGUUUGUAUAACAAUGAGUGAAUCUUUCGAGGAUGAAAUGGAAAUGUUUUGCUCAGAGCAUAUUGCACUAUUGGAAUCGAUGUUAAGUCGACUUCGAAUAUCCUCAGAGAAGGCCUACAUCAAUCACAAGGAAUUCUUGAAGAUCAUGGUACAUGCAUGGCAAGCAACGACCCAAUGGUUAUUGGAUCUUUUCAAAGCUCCGCGGAUAAACGUUCCUGUUUGGUUAAGUAUAACAACGAGUGGUAGUAAAUACUCUAAAAGUGUUGCCGAUCGAUUUGUCCACGAACUGUGCUCCCUAUUAUCGGUCGCUGAUACCAAAAAUACUAAUUUCUUUGUGAGUACAGUAUUAACAGCCAUACUCACCCAUCAUCUUGGAUGGGUCUCAACUAUUUCGAAUUUCAAAUCACCCUCAAAAUCUAGUGCUGCCGCCAUUGAACAGAGAGCUAAACUUCUUGAAGUCUCUCAAAAGUAUCCCUAUAACGUGUUGUGGGCACAAAUAGGUGAUUUAUACGGUGCAGUGGGAACACCUCCUAAACUCUCACGGACAAUCAUUUACGGAACUGAGAAACUACCAACUGAACGUUUACUCAAUAUCCUAACGUAUUUUAUUCGUUGUGGGGAGAUAAGGAGAACAUCAAAGUCUGAGGACUUCAACAAAGAGGUCAUAAAUGAUAUCAUUAUGAAUCAAACCAAUGAUGAAGCUUCUGCAAAACACAACUCGAAUAUAAACGCUAAUAAUGUCUUCCCAUCAUCGAAUACAGCUAUGUCCACAACUAAAAGUCUUGGGUUGACACGAGCAUCGUCGUGUAAGAAUAAUUUAAGCGAAUUGUGCAAUAGUAAUGAAGAUUCCAUAGAACUUCCGCAAGAGCUAAAUAUAAGUCGCAUGAAUGAUAUACCAAAUGUUUUGGCAUUUCGGGAUUCGAGACUUGUUAAGCAAGAGCUUCGAAUAGGGAAUUAUAUGAUGGAUCCUGGCAUUGUCAAAGGUUCUCUUACCAAUCUCAGGCAAGAAGAUCACUACAAAGAUAGAAUAAAACUUACCAUCACAACUCCGGAUAAUAUUGAAAUGACUGUCGAACCAACAGAAACAGAAGAUCCUGGUGUUGUAGAAGCCAUUGAAAUAGAGGCUGGCGAUGAUGUGGUAAGAAACACAAAAACGAGUGCCUUCUUUUGGGCGCCAGCAGUCAAAGAAGGCGUGAGCUGUAGUGACCUGCAUAAGUUGCCAAUGAAUCAAAAACUGAGCAAACGUUCAACAAGCUUUAAUAAUCUCAGAGGAAUUCCGCCGUCAGGCGAAAGCAGCUGCCGAAGCGAGUAUUCAGAGCUGAAGCCAAUCAGCGAGAAACAUAUAAGUCUGUCAGAUUUGAUAACUGAGAACAGUAUUGGCAAGGGGAAUCGUUUAGCUUGGGGCGUUGAACCCAUCAGAGAGACGAUUAGCAGUGAAAUCGAAGUAAAAUAUUUUGAUGACCAAAAAACAACUGCGGACAAAGAAGUGGAAAACAAUGAGAGUAAGGGAGUGGUCUUCGUUUUAGGUGAUAACGAACCACUUGUUAAUAUCAAACGAAGCACUGAAGAUCUCGCAGAAAAUAAUGUUCCAAGUCAAUCUACUGAGUCUCUAUCAUUAUCGUCGACGUCAAAGAAACCAAUUUGUCCCCAUCAUCCACAUCAUAAUUCGCAUAAGAAACAUUCCGGGGUGAAAUUCGAUUUCGUCCAAUAUCCUCAGAUCUAUGCGAAUUACAUGAAGAACAAGAAUCUGAGUGAUUAUGAUUUCAUGGAGAAGCCACAAAAGUUCGAAAUGUUUGGUGGGCCAUCUGCUGUGGCUGUAGCCGGUACGAGUGCAUUAUCAGCUGCUGCCACAGCAGCCGCUUCAGCUGCCAAAGAAGAUGUUUCACUGACAUCAGAGUUUUGUGAGUUCUGCCAGAAUUCUACAAACGGUAACAAAUCAUAUCAAACACCAUCGAAUGCCACUGAAUUGGAAUUCGACACUGAUGAUGAUCAUUCCGUGUACAAUAAUCAACCUGCAAUUGAAAGCAACAAUGACCCCAAAUCGUCUGCAUCGGUUUCUACCAUCGAGGCAAGAAAUAUAAAAUUGAAGAAGGUUAAGAAGCAGUCAGAUAUGAACUUGGUGGUGUUGCCGGUGCCUGGCAGCAAAGAGCAGCAGAUAGCCGACGAUGCUGUUGCGAAAUGUGAUAUAAAACUAAAAGCUGGAUUCAUUCCGUCGUUGUUUUUGAAUAUCAACGAUCACUAUGUAUCCGAUAUGGUCUUACAGGGAACAUCAGCACCGCCACAUAAAUGGGAGUUGAGUCUGAGAGAAGAUCUCGCUUUAGCUACACAUUCUGCAUCGUUGAUUUCAACACCAGCUGAAAAUGUAGCUGUAAUAGCCGAUAUGGAAAAUUGGGAUGUUAAAAUUGUAUCAUCACAAAACCAAACAAUUCCCUUCUCGAGUGUUGUGAGCGGUCCUGUUGGAAUGUCACAAUUAGUUGCUUCAAUGCUUGAAACAGUCUACACUAUGAACAGCUCUGGAAUACCAGCCUAUGAAUGCCUUUCGUUUUUGGAAUCAAAACUACAAGAAAUUUACAUGCACUCAGAGUCGCUGGCAUCAUUCUUACUGGCCACCGACUUUUGUUCCUUAAGUGCUGUCACCACAGCCCUAAAUCUAACCGAAAACGAUGUUCCAUUACUUCUAUCUGUCGCUUCAAUACACACACCACAAAUAUCUAAAAAAUGUGGAAUUAGUUUUAGAUGACAUCUUUUCAAUCAUCUUAUCAGUCAUUAAAGUUAGCUAUAGUAAUUGUAAAUAAUUGUAAAAACUAACAAUAAUUUAUCAUAUCUUCUUUUUUUGUAUACAUAUAUAAAGAAAGAAAACACGCGUCGCCCAAAAAAAGCAAUACUCUUUAACUCUUAAUUAUAAAUAACAAAAAAAAAUCAUAAAUUAUAAUAUUCAUUUAUCAAUCUCACAAAUCAUCCGCACACAACUCACAUACAUUCAUUGACUUUGUGAUAUUUACUGCAUAGGUAUUAAACAGAAUUUCUUCACCAUUUAUAAUUUCUCUUCUAUUAUUAUUAUUAUUAAAUAUUAAUUUAAUUUAAGAAUAUAGAUUAUAUUUAAAAUAACUAAAAUAUAAUAAUAUUUCUCUAUAUAUAUUUAUUUGUAUUUGAAUAAUACUCUAAUUUGUUUUCAGUUUCCUCUGGUUGUAAGAAAAUAAGAUAAUUUAGUUGAAAAUUAUUUAUACUUGUAUUUUUGGAAUAUUAUUGUAAUGAAACGAAAUAAUACAAAAAAAGAUAUGAUUUCAGAAUAAAUAAUUAGACAAAAAAUAAUAACA